Molecule: messenger RNA, 2692 nt
Organism: Portunus trituberculatus (swimming crab)
Lineage: Eukaryota; Metazoa; Arthropoda; Malacostraca; Decapoda; Portunidae
Product: biotin-dependent 3-methylcrotonyl-coenzyme A carboxylase beta1 subunit-like
Exons: 14
Coding region: 1-2181 (726 amino acids)
Biological process (GO): L-leucine catabolic process
Cellular component (GO): mitochondrion; methylcrotonoyl-CoA carboxylase complex
Molecular function (GO): methylcrotonoyl-CoA carboxylase activity
Source: RefSeq, a predicted model, not a curated record
AUGUAUGUGGAUUGUGAACCCUUUGUCUCAGCUAAUACCAGAUUAGCCAAUCUGGAAUCAUUGACACCUACUUUGCUAGAACUGUCCACUGAUUUUGCACAGAAGUCAUCAUUCCAUGAAUUCUCCUACUAUGGAGAUUUCUGGUGCUCACUUUUAGGAAUUCCAGAGUACCAAGAACUUGCACGAAUGGCCAUGACUUAUCUAGUGCGGAUGCCAACAACAUAUCUGGCAGAGAAAGGCUUCUCUAAUCUGGUGGAUAUUAAAACAAAAAAGCGAAACCAGUUACAAGAUGUGGAUUCUCUGAUGAGGGGGGCACUGGAAAGUGAAAUAAAACCUCGCUUUGAAAAGAUUGAGGAAGCGGCUCUUGUCCCGGUCCAGCGGCCUCACAGCGCCAGACACAGCUGCUUCAUCAAGUGUUGGCCUGUGGGAGUGACUGGCGUGGCAGUGAACAGUGAUCAUCACAAAGCUGUGUUGCGGGUCAUUGCCGAGUGUGAUCCAUGCUUGGGAGGCGAGCACUGGGUCCGGUCCCUCUGGGGCUGGCCAGGGGUGGGCGGAUGGUGGCCACACACCCGGCCCUUCCCCCUGCUGAGGGACACCCUGGACCCCACCUGCCCUCAGCUGGAGGCUGGGAAGAGGAGGGCUGAGGAGCAGAUUGCAAAGCUGCAUCAACUGAACAAACUAUGCCUGGCUGGAGGAGGAGAGAAAGGGAUCGCACUGCAUGUCAAGAAGAACCGCAAGAUGCUGCCAAGGGACAAGCUAAAACAUAUCCUGGACCCAGAUUCUGACUUCCUAGAGCUGUCCCUGUUGGCGGGCCUAGGGAUGGAGUAUGGAGACGUGCCUGCUGCCGGCUCCAUAACGGGAAUUGGCAGAAUCCACGGCACCUACUGUCUGGUGAGCAGCAGUGACGGCACAGUCAAGAGUGGCACAUUCUUUCCCAUCACGGUCACCAAGAACCUGCGAGCCAUGGCCAUCAGCGGCACCAACCACCUGCCCUUGGUGCACAUUGUGGACUCAGCUGGUGGCUUUCUCCCUAAGCAGGCUGAGCUGUUUGCAGACAAGAACCACGGAGGACGAGCCUUCUACACUGAAGCAGUGCUCUCAGCGGCUGGGGUGCCUCAGAUUGCUGCGGUCUGUGGCUCCUGCACUGCUGGAGGUGCCUACCAGCCAGCCAUGUGUGAAGAUGUUGUCAUUGUGUCCGGCAUUGGCACCAUCUUCCUUGGAGGGCCUCCGCUGGUGAAGGCUGCCACGGGGGAGGUCAUCAGUGCUGAGGAGCUGGGAGGAGGUUUGCUCCACUCCAGAACAAGUGGAGUGACUGACUACUUGGCUGAGACUGAACAGGAGGCUUUUGAGGUGGUGAGGGAUGUUGUGGCCACCUUGGGCAUCGAGCCAGUGCCUGAGUCCUCACCCCUGCAGGAUGACACAUGGGACACUGCACUUCUGGAUGCGGUGAGUGGCCUGGAGUCCAUCAGUCGGCAGCAGCUGUAUGGCAUCAUUGGGAGAAUUGUUGAUGGUGCAAGAUUCAGGGAGUUCAAGCAACUGUAUGGAAGCAACCUUGUGACCGGCUAUGCCAUGAUUGAAGGGAAGUGUGUGGGUGUGCUGGGCAAUGCUGGUCCUCUCACUUACCAAGAUGGGCUGAAGGGGUCACACUUUCUUCAGCUGUGCCAGCAGAGACAGCUUCCCUUGGUGUUCCUUCAGAAUUCUGGCAGUAAGGAGGCUUAUGACAGUGCCUGGCUGGGUGAGGCACAGGAGGAGCAGCACCUCAGGCUGAGGGGACGUGCUGCCAUGGUGGCUGCCUUGGCCUGCGUCACAGUGCCCAAGAUCGCCAUCAAUGUCGGGGGUUGUCAUGCCGACGACAACUACACUAUGUGUGGACCAGCCUUCUCCCCAAACUUCAUCUUUUCUUGGCCAGGCACGACAGUCACCCACACCCUUAACCCACCACCCGCUGCACAACCCUCGCAGCCCACGCAGGCCCCAGGCAAGGAGGAUCGUAAGAAGAAGAGCAUGUCAAUGUUCAGCUUUCCCGAAGACAGCGCCCUGUACCACGCUGCUCAGGUGCUCAAUGAUGGCAUCAUUGUCCCCUCACACACCAGGCAGGUUGUGUCUCAGUGCCUGAGGAUCUGUCGGCAGAAGGAAGGAAUAACCAACAGUGCCAAGGAUUUCUCAGUGCUGAGGCUGUGAUGAGGGUGGUGUAAUGUGUGACGUGGAUGCCCAGCUGCCUGCCCUGCUGUAGCUCAGCCUUGUGUGAGGAGUGUCCAGGGUGACUUGUGAGUGGUUUCCUUGGUGUCUGCAGCCACAGUGUGCAGUUACUCAUGUCUCUGUAGUUUGGUGUUAGGUUAGGAUAUCAAUGCAAUAAUUUAAUAAGAGAGUACAACUUAGUAUGAUGCAGUAAAUAGUAUCUGAGAAAAUAUGUAGUAGAGUAUACAUAUAUUUUUAUAUACAGGAUUUUAUAUAGAAUAUGUUGUAAGAUUACCAUCAUGAAGGAGACCUUCGUCACAAGAGAUAAUUCAAGAUCAUCUUCCCCAAAGUUUUGCAGAAGAUCAAGAUGAAAGGAAAUAUGCCAAUUUUCCAAUGUGAUGUGUGUAUGCAGAAUUAAUUGUAUGCUUAGACCCAGUGCAGAGUUUUGAGGUGGGAACAUGGAGACCAAUUUCUAAAUACUAAUAUUGAUUUAGGGGAGGAUUAUAUAUAUAUA